AUGGAGAGAGCUCGUCGUGAAUGUAUAUCACACGGCAUUGCCCGUGUUCCGCGAGCGGCGGUUGCAGGCGCGGGGCUCGAGGCUGGGCGAGGACACGCCCCACCUUGCAUCGCACCCAUCACCGCAGCUCGACAGGCUGCGGCGGCGGCGGCGGCGGCCCAAACUAUCUGGCGUCCAUGGGCGUGCCAACAAGCGGGUAGCAGCACUGCCAGGGGUCCCUCGCAGCGGCCAGCACGUGUGCGCGAAGCUGCAGCAGAAAUAUUAGAAAAAAUUGACAAACCACAAGAACAGAUACAUCCACCCAUAACACUGCCAGUGAAGGAAGAAAAGGAAGAGUCACCACUUUGCCCUAUAAAGGAAAAAUCAGUGUUAUUACCAGCAGAAGAACCAGUGUUGUCACCUCCAGAAGAAGAAGUUGUGACACCACCAGCUGAAGAAGAAGCACCACCUUCAGAGAUCCUGCAGCCAAGAUAUGGGAGAGGAGAGAGAAGAAAGAAACAGCUAAAGGACCAGGAUUUUGUAUACAAUGAAGCCAGCAGCAGCCGACCAAUUCACAAGAGGCAACCACCUGCAAGAAGUCAGGAUUUUUGUUGGCCCCAGAUCAGCAACAGCACACCAUAA
This is a messenger RNA of Schistocerca cancellata (South American locust), 621 nucleotides long. RefSeq names its product apical membrane antigen 1-like protein. NCBI's taxonomy places the organism in Eukaryota, Metazoa, Arthropoda, Insecta, Orthoptera, Acrididae. The record is from RefSeq and is a predicted model, not a curated record. The coding region runs from base 1 to 621 and encodes 206 amino acids. The transcript has 3 exons.